AUCAGUGGAACAAUUAUAAAUGUAGUAUUUUUAAAUUUAUUUUUCUAAAAAACAAACAAAAAACUAAACAAAAAACAAAGCAAAACCGGAAUGAAAGCCCCAAAUUCACAGCGAAAAAUAAAAAAAAUUAAAAAAUUGAACAGAGCGACGAACAAAAUUUUUUUUUUUUUUUUUUUUUUUUUUUUGUGAAGAAAGAGACUCGGCUGCGGCGUCUGGAGGGUUAACUUUCUGUAUUCCCAGCCUAAAAAGAGGUUUGGGGGCUAUGAGAUAAAGAUGCCGGGGUCGCUGAGUAAUGAAGACGAGGGACAAGACGACAUGGAUUUUGAAGACGAUAUGCCAGAUGAGGAUGACGAAGGUGAGCGCCACACUGUUCCCCUCUCUUCACUCGCCAGCUUCUUCUCUGAUGAUGAUUCCCUCAAACAGCAAAAGAAAAAGAAGCCCAAAAAGAUAAAAGAGGGGAAAAUACCCAAGGUUAAAAGGAGGAAAAAAGAGGGAGGACUCCAGGCAAGAGUGGACAGUGACCUGGAGGAGACAUCAGAGGUGGAGGAGGAACAGGAAUGUCCGGAAAUAGGUUCUGAGAGUGAGAGCAGUGCAUACGGGCCCACCAAAAAGAAGAAAAAGAAACCCAGGGAGAAGAAAGAAAAAAAGCCCAGAAAAAAAAAGAGAGAUGAGGAGGAGGAGGAUGAUGACGAUGAUGAUGGAAACAUGAAAGAACCCAAAUCAUCCAGUCAACUGAUGCAUGAAUGGGGUCUUGAGGAUGUUCAGUAUGGCUUCACAGAGGAUGACUAUAAAACCAUCACCAACUACAAGGCUUUCAGCCAGUUCCUCAGGCCUCUCAUUGCCAAGAAGAACCCGAAGAUUCCCAUGUCAAAGAUGAUGACAGUGUUAGGGGCCAAGUGGCGUGAGUUCAGUGCCAACAACCCGUUCAAAGGCGCAUCUGCCACUGCUGUGGCUGCUGCUGUGGCUGCCGCCGUGGAAACGGUUACUGUGGCUCAGCCAACGUCUGUCAGCAGCAGCCAGCUGGGCUCUCAGCUAGGGCCAAUCAAAAAAGCCAAAACCAAAGAAGGAAAGGGACCAGGAGUUAGGAAGAAAAGCAAGUCUGUGAAAGAAGUGAAGAAGAAACCCAAACCGAAGAAGACCAAAACAAAGUCUGGCCAAAGUGGGAAGAAAAAGAAAGUAUCCUCGAGUGAGGAGGACUUCCUGGAGGAGUCAGACUUUGAUGACAUCAGUAUCCACAGUGCCUCUGUGCUUUCUGAUACCUUGGGGGCUGCCACCAAGAAAAAGUCCCGACGUGGGCGGAAAAAAAGGAAAAAGGAGGAUGGUGAUGGUUAUGAGACAGACCAUCAGGACUAUUGUGAGGUUUGCCAGCAGGGUGGAGAAAUUAUCCUGUGUGACACUUGUCCUAGAGCUUACCACCUGGUUUGUCUUGACCCUGAGCUGGAGAAGGCACCUGAAGGAAAAUGGAGCUGUCCACACUGUGAAAAAGAGGGAAUCCAGUGGGAGGCCAAAGAUGAGGAAGAAGAUGAGGAGGAUCCUGCAGGUGAGGAAGAGGAUGACCACAUGGAGUUUUGUCGAGUAUGUAAAGACGGAGGAGAGCUUCUGUGUUGUGACACCUGCCCGUCGUCCUACCACAUCCACUGCCUCAACCCACCUCUGCCUGAGAUCCCAAACGGAGAGUGGCUAUGUCCGCGCUGCAUGUGCCCUCCUCUCAAAGGUAAAGUGCAAAAGAUUCUGCACUGGACGUGGGGAGAACCCCCGCUGCCGGCUGAACUGCCUCCAGGCCCUGAUGGAAAGCCAGCUGAUCCACUGACCAAGCCACCACUCAAGGGCCACCCAGAGAGGGAGUUCUUUGUAAAGUGGGCUGGCCUUUCAUACUGGCACUGCUCCUGGGCCAGCGAGCUGCAGUUGGAGCUGUAUCACACAGUCAUGUAUCGGAACUACCAGCGGAAGAACGACAUGGAUGAACCUCCACCGUAUGAUUAUGGUUCUGGAGAGGAGGAGCUCAACAAUGAGAAAAGGAAGAGCAAAGACCCUCAGUAUGCUGUGAUGGAGGAGCGCUUUUACCGCUAUGGCAUUAAACCAGAGUGGAUGGUUAUCCAUCGGAUAGUCAAUCACAGUUUUGACAAGGAUGGUGAUGUGCAUUACCUGAUCAAGUGGAGAGACCUACCAUAUGACCAGUGCACCUGGGAGGUGGAUGAUUUCGACGUUCCAGAGUAUGACAGUCAUAAAGCUUCAUACUGGGACCACAGGGAGCAAAUUUUAGGAGAGGAUCAGCGCCCCCUUGUGGUGAGGAAAGGAAAGAAGCCCAAAGAGGACCAUCCAAAGAGAGAAGUCCCUCCUGAUGCUCCUAUCAUUGAUCCAACCAUCAAAUUUGAGCACCAGCCCUGGUACAUCAAUGCCACUGGAGGAACUCUGCACCCAUAUCAACUGGAAGGCCUGAAUUGGUUGAGAUUUUCCUGGGCACAGGGCACAGAUACCAUCCUGGCUGAUGAAAUGGGCCUAGGAAAGACUGUACAGACUAUAGUUUUUCUCUACUCACUGUAUAAAGAGGGUCAUUCUAAGGGGCCUUUCUUGGUGAGUGCACCUCUGUCCACUAUCAUCAACUGGGAGAGAGAAUUUGAGAUGUGGGCUCCAGAUUUCUAUGUGGUCACUUACACUGGAGACAAAGACAGCAGAGCAAUUAUCAGGGAGAAUGAGUUCACAUUUGAAGACAGUGCGGUAAAAUCUGGACGCAAAGUUUUUCGUAUGAAGAAAGAUACCCCUAUCAAGUUCCAUGUACUGCUGACAUCUUAUGAGCUGAUUACUAUUGAUCAAGCCAUCCUGGGCUCCAUCACCUGGGCCUGUCUGGUUGUAGAUGAGGCACACAGACUGAAGAACAACCAAUCAAAGUUUUUCAGAAUUCUCAAUGGGUAUAAGAUCUACUACAAGCUGCUGCUCACUGGUACGCCUCUACAGAACAACCUAGAGGAGCUGUUCCAUCUGCUUAACUUCCUCACCCCAGAGCGCUUCAAUAACCUGGAAGGCUUUUUGGAGGAAUUUGCAGAUAUCUCUAAAGAAGACCAGAUCAAGAAACUCCAUGACCUGCUCGGACCUCACAUGCUCAGGAGGCUCAAAGCUGAUGUCUUUAAGAACAUGCCUGCAAAGACAGAACUGAUUGUCAGAGUAGAACUCAGUCCCAUGCAAAAGAAAUAUUACAAAUUUAUUUUGACACGAAACUUUGAGGCUCUGAACUCUAAAGGUGGAGGGAACCAAGUGUCUCUACUCAACAUUAUGAUGGACCUGAAGAAGUGCUGCAACCACCCCUACCUGUUCCCUGUGGCUGCAGUGGAGGCUCCUGUUUUACCCAACGGCUCUUAUGACGGCAACCUGCUGGUGAAGUCCUCAGGAAAAUUGACGCUGCUUCAGAAAAUGCUUAAGAAACUCAAAGAUGAAGGCCACAGAGUUCUUAUUUUCUCUCAGAUGACAAAGAUGCUGGAUCUGCUUGAGGAUUUUCUAGAGUUUGAGGGUUAUAAAUAUGAACGUAUUGAUGGGGGGAUUACUGGAGGCCUGAGGCAGGAGGCCAUUGACCGUUUCAAUGCUCCGGGCGCGCAGCAGUUCUGCUUCUUGCUUUCAACACGAGCUGGAGGUCUGGGCAUCAAUCUGGCUAGUGCAGACACUGUCAUCAUCUAUGACUCUGACUGGAAUCCACACAAUGACAUCCAAGCUUUUAGCAGAGCCCACCGUAUAGGUCAAAACAAGAAGGUGAUGAUCUACCGGUUUGUGACUCGAGGUUCUGUGGAGGAGAGAAUUACUCAGGUGGCGAAGAGGAAAAUGAUGCUGACUCACUUGGUGGUACGACCUGGCCUCGGCUCCAAAACUGGCUCCAUGUCCAAACAAGAACUGGAUGACAUCCUCAAAUUUGGAACUGAGGAGCUUUUUAAAGAUGAAAUGGAGGCAGCACGAACCAUGGGGGAUAACAAAGAUGGUGAGGAGGGCAGCGUGAUUCACUAUGAUGAUGAUGCCAUUUCAAAGCUGCUCGAUCGCAGCCAGGAUGCCACUGAAGACACCGAGAUACAGAACAUGAACGAGUACCUGAGCUCCUUUAAGGUGGCUCAGUAUGUGGUGAAAGAAGAAGAUGGUGAGGAGGAGGUGGAGCGGGAGAUAAUCAAGCAAGAGGAGAACGUGGACCCCGACUACUGGGAAAAGCUUCUCCGUCAUCACUAUGAGCAGCAGCAGGAGGAUCUGGCCAGAAACCUGGGCAAAGGCAAACGCAUCCGGAAGCAGGUCAACUACAACGAUACGACCCAGGAGGACCAAGAAUGGCAGGAUGAUCUUUCAGACAAUCAGUCGGAGUACUCUGUGGGGUCCGAGGAUGAGGACGAAGAUUUUGAAGAGAGGCCUGAAGGUGGACGCAGACAGUCUCGCCGGCAGCUCAAGAGUGAGAAGGACAAACCCCUGCCACCCUUACUGGCACGUGUUGGAGGCAGCAUUGAGGUCCUGGGGUUCAAUGCUCGACAGAGGAAAGCCUUUCUCAAUGCCAUCAUGCGCUGGGGCAUGCCUCCUCAGGAUGCAUUUAACUCACAUUGGCUGGUUAGGGACCUGAGAGGGAAGAGCGAGCGAGAGUUCAGGGCCUAUGUGUCUCUGUUCAUGAGACAUUUAUGUGAGCCAGGGGCCGAUGGAGCAGAGACCUUUGCUGAUGGAGUCCCCCGUGAGGGCUUGUCUCGUCAGCAUGUUCUCACCAGGAUCGGAGUCAUGUCACUUGUCAGGAAAAAGGUGCAAGAGUUUGAGCACGUAAACGGGAAACUGAGCUCUCCAGAUCUUAUUCCCAUUGGCAUGGAGCUGAAAAAACUCACUGAGAGUGUAUCUUCUGAACCCAACACCCCUGUGCCAGCCAGUCCUGUUGCUACCCAGCCUGGCACCCCCAUCCCACCAGAAAAGACUGAGUCUUUGGUUGGUUCUGCUGAGGACAAGGAGACCACAGAACAAGAUGGAAAGAAACUGUCAGAGCAGGAACAGGCUUCCAGUGCAGAAGCAGCACCUGGACCUGAGAAGGCCGCUGACAGUGAGGAGAGCAAGGCCAGCUCAGUGGAGAAAACUGGAGAUGAGCGGAACAGAACCGAAUCCCCCUCCACAAAGUCUGAGCUAUCUGCUAACCCGAAAGAGUCUCCUUUCAAACAGACAGAUAUACCAUUUAGUCAUUCCUCACCUAAGAUGGACCCCUGCAAAGAAAACGAGAAGUUCUCAGAAAAAGGAGACGCUGGUUGUCCUCUAGAAAAAACUGAAGACAAAGAAAAUAAGUCAGAUGAUGUGAAGAGUGAAGAUGCAUUAGAGGGUCGAUUAAAUGGAGACAAAGACACUUUGGAUGAGAUGGAUGAGGGCAGAAAGGAAGACAAAAAUGGAUUCAAAGCCAAGUUCAUGUUUAAUAUCGCUGAUGGCGGCUUUACAGAGUUGCACACCCUCUGGCAAACCGAGGAGCGAGCGGCACUGUCUUCUGGAAAAAUGCAUGACAUCUGGCACCGUCGCCAUGACUAUUGGCUUCUGGCUGGCAUUGUAACACAUGGCUAUGCUCGCUGGCAAGACAUUCAGAAUGAUCCCCGUUACGCAAUUCUGAACGAGCCAUUCAAAACUGAGAUGCAUAAAGGAAACUACCUAGAGAUGAAGAACAAGUUCCUGGCUCGUCGCUUUAAGUUGCUAGAGCAGGCUCUGGUGAUUGAGGAGCAGCUACGCAGGGCAGCUUACCUCAACAUGACCCAGGAUCCCAGUCACCCGGCCAUGGCUCUCAACACCCGCUUUGCUGAGGUGGAAUGUUUGGCCGAGUCUCAUCAACACCUGUCCAAAGAGUCUCUGGCUGGGAACAAGCCUGCCAAUGCCGUGCUGCACAAAGUGCUGAACCAGCUGGAGGAGCUUCUGAGUGACAUGAAAGCAGAUGUGACGCGACUACCCAACAUGUUGUCCAGGAUCCCACCGGUGUCGGCCCGCCUGCAGAUGUCUGAGAGGAGCAUCCUGAGCCGUCUCACCAGCCGAGGCAGCGAACCUCCACCACAGCAGCCUUUUAGCCAGGGUGGCUUUAGCUGCUCCCAGAUGUACAGCAGCAGUUUUGGAGGGGGAUUCAGAGGACCAGGUGGACAGCCCAUGGUCAACUACAGUCACAUGCCCCUAGGACCUUACGUCAGCGUUUCUUCUAACGGCCCCCCACCUCCCACAAGCCAUCUGGACAAGAAAUCACUGGACUCCUUGAGAGAUGUGGCUACGCCUGACCUCAAGUCAGGCAAACCCAGUGAUGUCAUCUGUAUUGAAGACUAGACCAGCUCUGUAUCAAUGACCUGAGGUCAGAAACUCCCAGGGAUGGAAUCUGUGUGGAUGACUGCUGCCCUUCUUUUACGCUACAUCCUCCUCUUUCUCCUGCUCCUUCCUUUCUCAUAAUCUACUAAAUCAAGCUCUCUGCUGUGUGUGGAUAAGGCAAUUAACUUUUUUGAUUCAUGCAGAUGUAUCUAUCUUAACAAUUGCACUUUUAAUCUUUCAAGGAUCCUAUAGAAGUAUUUCAGUAGGUUUUUGUUUUGUUUAUCUGUGAUGGAGAACUGCAGAUCAGGAGGGAAAUGAAGCAACUUCCUUGGAAGAGGACUUUAUGAGCCCUGCACUACAUCAUGAAACUCAAGCAAGUUGAGUUUCUGAUGAUCUUGAUUGGGCCUCAUUUUAUUCAUGGAAUGUGAAUUUUGUUUGUGCAAGUUGAAACUUUUCCAUCCCGUGUGCGCCCUCUUGCUUUUAUCCAUUUGCCAAUGCACUGUACACUGUGACUGUGCUGCUCUGGAGCUUUUCCCUAUGGAGAGAAGAGUAGAGAAGAGAAGAGAAGAGAAGAGAAGAGAAGAGAAGAGAAGAGAAGAGAAGAGAAGAGAAGAGAAGAGACACUGAGGACAUUUUCAGUCAUAGUUUGAUAUGAGAUUGUUUAUGAAGGCCAAUAUCUUUAAAGUUACUUUACAUAUCAUUAACCUCAUAGCAUAAUUGCCUAAGUCAUAUUUUAAGGUUUUCAGUAUUGAUAAUGCACAGUAAAUCAGCAGUGUUCGGAGUGUAGAAUUAGAUGUCAUAAUUUGGGCAAACUAUGACCUAGGCAAUUAUGCUCUGAAGCUAACAAUAUGUGUUUUUUAUCAUUCUUGUUGUAACCAGUGGGAAAAGAUAUUGAUUUUAAAGCAUCAAAAACUAUAAUGUAUGCAGUAGCAGGACAUUGGCUGAAUCUUUUACAGACUGCCACCUGCUGGUAACUUGGAGAAAGUAGCUCCGGGUACAGCUGCAGAUACACCUGACUGCAGCAGCUGUGAAGGCUGGCCUCUUGUACUGUAUAUAUACUCACAGACAGCUGUUUAUUUUUACCUCAUGUAGGUCUAAUAGUAGUAAAAAUAUGUACACCUAUAUGGAUGAGGUAAGAGGCUUGGCUUGGCGUACAUGAAAAUCAAGCAGAGCAGAAAACUUUACCAAGAAGGCAUUUUCAUGCAUUUUAGAGAAGACUCAGUUUUACUGUGUACGGUACUUUGUGAUUCUUUCUUUACUCCAAUGUUAGUAUUAGCUGUGGAGCUUAAUCCUGGGGCCAUGAACGGGAGUGCAUCUGGUCCACAAACAGGGCUUUAGUGUUCAGGCUAACUCAAAUCCCUGAAUGCAGGGUUGUAUUUUUUCCUUCUCUUGUAUCCCAGGAACUUUCUGGGUUCCAUUUUAAUUGUUAUGAUAUAUUAGGAGCAUAUGUGCUUAUGAUACAAUGUCACAUUCAGUUUAGUAUAAUAACCAAGAUUUUGUUUCCCUCUUUAUGUGGUAGAACGGGACAUAGUUGGUCACCUGGUGCCGUUAUAAAUUCAGAAUGAUUUGUUCCUUGAUGCAGUGUAUUCCUCCACAGAGGCAGAGCCUGUGAAUUGAUGGUGCCACAGUUGGAGCAUUCAUCUGAAGGAAUGUUCUCUAUUUGUCAACCUUUACGGACCAAUAUUGCACAGCAUUAUUUUCAGAUUAUAUGUUCGCCUACAGUUCUCUCAGUCAGUCUUUGUUUCUUUUCAAAUCUGUUGAAAGCAUGUUAGUAUUACAGCUUUUACUAUUUCUGUGCUAAACUGACUUCAUUAAAUGUAACAAUGUUCUUUUUUUCUUUUUUAUCAGUAAAUUUCCAAAACUGUUGGGUCAAUGUUAAA
Molecule: messenger RNA, 8141 nt
Organism: Melanotaenia boesemani (Boeseman's rainbowfish)
Lineage: Eukaryota; Metazoa; Chordata; Actinopteri; Atheriniformes; Melanotaeniidae
Gene: chd5
Product: chromodomain helicase DNA binding protein 5
Exons: 40
Coding region: 274-6282 (2002 amino acids)
Biological process (GO): chromatin remodeling; negative regulation of transcription by RNA polymerase II
Cellular component (GO): chromatin; nucleus; NuRD complex
Molecular function (GO): ATP hydrolysis activity; chromatin binding; DNA binding
Source: RefSeq, a predicted model, not a curated record